Messenger RNA from Macrobrachium nipponense, 2922 nucleotides. RefSeq lists its product as uncharacterized. Gene Ontology annotation, cellular component: membrane. The transcript has 3 exons. Bases 576 to 1616 code for a protein of 346 amino acids. The record is from RefSeq and is a predicted model, not a curated record. Lineage: Eukaryota; Metazoa; Arthropoda; Malacostraca; Decapoda; Palaemonidae. Gene Ontology annotation, molecular function: G protein-coupled receptor activity. Gene Ontology annotation, biological process: G protein-coupled receptor signaling pathway.
UUUGAGGGUUAAAAUCUUAAAUAAUUUUGACAAAAUGUAACCUGUGCUUUGCUUACACUCUUUGCAAGACAGUUCUAGAUUUUCACAAAACAACGCUAACCAGAAGAGGUCAGAACAGCCAUCAUUGCCUUGAAUAUUCGUGUAGUUUUAUGUAGUGCAGUGUAUUAAAGUUACAGCGCCGUCAAGUCACAAGCGAUAGACGAAGAUAAAAUUUCAGAUAAGGUUAUUUGACAGGAAGUGUGUUUUUUUUAUAUAUUAUGGAACUGUCGCAUGAACUUGCUGCGUAUAUUUUCAUUGUAGGAUAUCCUUAGUUAGUAUAGUGGAGUUUCUGGCCAGAGCAAGUACUGUUGUCCGUUUCUGUACUUAAAAGAAAGAGGAAAAAUUGUUUGCAGGGUCAGAUCUGUCUGCGCUUUACAACGUAGCUACUGUUACCAAUUUCCAUUGUAUUUAUACAUCUUUGCUGGUAUACAGCUUUAUGCAAGGAAGACGGCAAAGAAGUAUCCCUAGAGGACUGCAAACAUCCCAGUAUAACAGAGAAGUGGCUUUCCAUGAGUAGCUCAUAAAUCCCAAAUAUCAUGUCGGAGGCAUAUCCAGAUGAUAACUACACAUGUGAGGGGUUGGAAGCUCAAUAUAAUAACACAUAUACUAGACAACAGUUCGUAAGUUACAGAAUCAUCUACCCCCUGAUCAUUGCUAUAGGUGUGGUCAGCAAUGCGAUCUGCAUAAUGAUUCUCAAGAAACCGAAGAUGAGACUUGUGUUGGCUAAUCGGUACUUUCUCGUACUCGUACUGAUAGAUCUGAUGGCGUGUGUGAUGAGUAUUCCUGUGGCGACUUCCGUUAUCGGGUGCUCCAUCAAUUCAUGCGACGAGGCCUUUUAUUUUGGACGCUUCUGCUGGUCAUUUCUUGAAUUUUUACAACCUCUGAGUUUUUACACAUUGCUGUUUCUGUCCUUUGACAGAUUCCUAGCAGUGUGGAACUUUCAGUACUAUAGAAACCACGACAAGAACAAGGUCUUCUGGCGUAGGAUUGUUGUUACGCUUGUAGUUGACAUCGUCCUUCACAUAUUUUACUUCGUCAACGUGAAAGUUUCCUGUCAGAAUGACAAUACGAAGCCUCGUUACGUCAUUGAAGAUGCUAUUCGUUGGAAUAAAGGGGAAAUUUGGCAUACGGCAUUCUUAUAUUUUCAUACACUCGUAGUUCGAUGGAUUCCUUGGGUAUCCCUCACUGUAUUCAACACUGGAUUGAUCAUAGCUAUUGCCAGGGGUAAAUUAAGUAACCCAGAUCUACCAAGCAGCAAUGAAGGAAGGAUGGAACUGAACCUUACCUUAACUCUUGUCGCAAUCAUUUGUUCAACCAUGGCCUUCACUUUCCCAGAGGCGGUCUAUGUGACCAACUUUUCUAGUCUCUGUCAGAAUCAAUGUUAUGGUCUGCAUGAGUUAUUUAGAGCUAUUGCUAACAUUCUUCAGUUGCUUGAACACGCUACAACAAUUGUUUUUUUAGCAAUACUGAACCCGAACUUCAGAGAGGAGCUCAUAAAGGGGAUGAGGAUGGCUUUCUCAUGCAAAGAAAACAAGGAGAGUCAAAUGCCCGUGGAUGUGAACGCCAUUAUCAACUAACGGUCUUCCACUCAGUGUUUCGGUUGUCUCUAUGGCUUUUCUAGGCAACUGGUUGUUGAUUCCGAUCCAAGACUGGUAAGAAAAUGAAUGAAAAUAUAUUUUUAAAAAUCAAGAGAUAAAGUGAGGUGGUACUUGAAAAGAUGAUAAUGCUGAAGAACAGUACAAAUGGAUGUUGGAUUGAUUAUAGCAGUUCAGAAUGGAAUACUGUUGAAACCGUUCCUAUAGCUUUACAUAAAAUUACAUUGCUUCCUUUAUGGAAUGGUAAUCUUGCAUAUAAUGGUAAUGUGUGAGUGUCAGAAUAGUUGUGAGAGGUCCUUCAGGGCUAACCUGUGCAUGACGAUAAUACAAGAACAAUUCUGUCACUCAGGUCAAGGUUCCUCCGUUCUGUACCCUCGUGUAGGGGCCAAUAUUGAAUGGAGCUGGUCCCAGACUGGACGGCAGUAAGUCUAAAAUGCGAAACAUGUUUUCCAUUGCCUAUCUGUAUUACAUACAAAAAAAAAAAAAAAACCAUAAGAAUACAUAUUGCAUUUUAUGUAGAAAGAUUAUACAACGAGAAGCAAUUUAUUGUGACCAUAGUGUUACCAAAGUAAGAAUGUAUGCUUACAAUGCACGUGGAAAUUUUGAGUGAUCUUUAUAUUUAAUGUAAGGCAGCCCUUCUGAAAGUUCCAAAAAAUAUUUUCACGACCUAUAACUAGAACUUUUAAAAUGAUUCUCAACUGGAGAUGAGUUGCUUAAAGGUUUUGUGAAGCAACAAAUUUAAAAAGCUGUUGUUAUGUUACAGUAAGUUCGCUUGAUAUGACCACACACGAUUCCAUCCGCCUACCCUAAGUAGAUUUAAAGACUAAUAUCAUGAAAUCCGUUGUGAGGUAAAAAAAAAAAAAAAAAAAAAAAUGAAGACUGUGAGGAAACUACUAGGUCUCCCGCUACCGGAAAUGUUGGAGAGAAUAAAUCGGUGUUGUUACAUUACAUACCAAAUCUUACAGACCAUCUAAUUUUGUAUUUGAUUUUACAUUUUAUGUGAACGUUUAUGUUCGCAGAAGCUAUGGCAUUUCUGUUGUCAAAAGAGAAUGUGUUGUCCUUAUCCAUGUUUCAAUUUACAUGCAGAUGUGUUUGGUUUGGUGUAUUAACACAUAGACGUCUUUAUAGUGUGACUGCCGAGUCUGAAUACUGAAAUAAAAAAAAAAAAUUUCCUCCGUAUUAAUUUAUUUCAGUUCAAAUAACAUUGUGUUUUGAUUACUGUGAAUUCCUUGGAAUGGAAGGGUACGAUGUACAUUCUCUUGAAUAAAUCUGAGAUAGAGCAAAUGGU